This is a messenger RNA of Rodentolepis nana, 1935 nucleotides long. The record is from the annotation of a GenBank genome assembly. NCBI's taxonomy places the organism in Eukaryota, Metazoa, Platyhelminthes, Cestoda, Cyclophyllidea, Hymenolepididae.
GCCGUACUCCCUUGCACGAAAGCAGCAGUCAGAAUUAUAUUCACUUGGUGAGUUAUUUACUCAAACACAAUGCUAAUCCUAACAUUCGCGCUGUUCCUCGUGGAGGAGGUAGCGGAGCGGGCACGGGUGAUACACCCCUUCACGAGGCCUCUCGUGAAGGCCACGCUCGAAUUAUUCGAGCCCUCCUACGCUAUGGCGCCGAUAUGAAAAUUUGCAACAACAACGGUGAUCGGCCUAUUGAUGUCUGCAGCAAUGAGUCCUCUCAAAUGGUUUUCAAACAGAUUAACCAAUCUAGAGAGUUCCCAGGCUCGACUCCCGGUGGACCAUCAUCUUUUCUUUCAGUAAAGAAGUCAGCUGCACCAAAGUCUUCUCCGCCUCUAUCUUCGUUUGAAGGUUAUCAUCAAGGUCGGGGAUCUUUGGAGGAGUCAAUUACUUCUAAACGUCGUACAAGUCCUGAUCUCUCUGGUUCGAGUCCUGCUGCUUCUCAAUCCAUCCAUAAAUCCAGCUCCCCGCACCAUCUGCAUCAUCAUAGACACCAUUCUCCUAGUGCUGUGCGUCGAAAUACCGUCUCUGGACCGGCACCUUCCGUGGAUUCCACAGGAAAUAUCCACCAACUCCCUCGACUCUCUACCAAGAAAGAUCCCUACGCAUUUGACGACGAAGAAAUAGAGACCCCUUUACAGCCCCCUCAGGAGGUCACAACAACCCCCAGCGCUGUAGCCUCUACUACCUCUUCCCCUCUCAACUCCCAUCGUUUCGUUACCGGUGUAAGUAGUGGCUUUUUGUCUGGUACUGUAGCUCUAAACGUGAAUACUACCACGACAUCUGGAGAGUCCACACAUCACUCUGGUCCCUCCGCUACAGUUUCUCCCAGUGCUUCCGUUGCCGGUGCUGGGGGAGGUCCACCAUUGAAACUGCGCUUCGCCAUGGAGGCGGGGCAUUAUACCCUCAUGGAGAAUCAGGAAAAUGCCCCUGUUGUUGAAAACGGAGAGGGUGGGAUUAAUUCGGUUGGGGAUGCUGAGGCAGGUGAGAUGACCUCAGCUCCUACUAUUAUUGAUGUAACACCAGGGGUUUCAGCUGAGGCGGCUACCUUGUUGAAGUCGGGAGAGCAUACUCAGGCUGUAUCUGUUGCUGUUGAUGGUGCUUUGAAACCAGAAGCUGGAAGCGAUCAGAAGGUGACAGUCGGGACUGAUGAGGUAGGAAGUGAUGAUGGUCGUUCUCCAAAAGUACCUCCCCUCCGUAUCAAACUUGGAGGCAAUACACCUCCUCCUCAAUCACAGCCUGAAGCAGGAGAGAUGAUGGCAAAUGUAACACCAUUGUCUAAUAAAGGCAACGCCGGUGUUGAAAAGAAGUCUGAAGAUUUCAGCAGUGUUAAGGAGGAAGAUGAAGCAGCGGAGAAUCCGAUCAAUCAGUCUUCUACUGCCUCAACGCAGGAUUCCAAGCAACCGAAGAUGGAACCUGUCGAUGAUAUUAGUGCCGGUGGUGAAUGGAAAGAUGAGAAUGUUGAGCGGGAAAGUAAAGGCGGAGAGACAGGUGGAAGACAAGGAGAGGAAGGAGAAGAGGGAGAGAAGAAAUCGGGAAAUUCAACCCCAGCUUCCACUUCCACACAUCCAACAAGACGCGGGCAGGGAAGCUGCACAGGAAAAGCAGGAAAGGCGGCCUCCACUGCGGACUCGAUAACUACGACUUCAGGAAAGAGGCAUGCCUCUUCGGAGUCUGGGGAUAGUAAAUCUAAGGACUCGAGUGAUAUGAAGCCAGACGAGGUAACAAAAACUCGAACAUUCAGAACACUUCGAUCACAUACAGCCGCUCAACGCGAGAAGGAGGAACGUGAAAAGAACUGUGAGUGCUUAUUUUUUAAUGUCUCAAUAAUCUAUCAAUGUUGUUUUCAUCAUCAUUUAUUUAUUUAUAUCAAAUUGCAGGCGUUUUGAUGGU